GCAAACUGAUCUUAUUUGUUUGGUCGGCAAUUUCGUCGGGAAACAAACUGAGCCGUGCGAUAUCAUCAUGUCCUCGUAUCAUCUCAGUACACGAGAACGGCUUCUCGCCAUCAUAAACGACAUUGAAAUCGUUGCCAAGGAGCUGAUCGAGAACACAAUUGCUCCGAAGGCACAGAAAAUGUCCAGUGCCGACCAUGCUCAACUCGUGGAGCUGCUCGUCUUAAAAGAUAAGGAACUAAAAUCGACCCUUCAGCUUGCUGCCGAACAGGCAGGCAUUGAGAAGAACAUGGACUCAUUACGGGAGCAGGUGCGGAAACAGGACGAGGAGAUUAACCAGCUGCAAAAGCAGCUGAAGGAAGCAGAACAAAUUCUUGCAACGUCAAUUUUCCAAGCCCGACAAAAGCUGGCCAGCAUUGCGAAGGCUAACAAAAGGCCAGUUUCGUCGGAAGAGCUCAUCAAGUUUGCCCACCGCAUCAGUGCGUCACACGCCAUAUGUGCACCGCUUACCUGGCAGCAGGGCGAUCUUCGUCGACCGUACCCUACCGACAUUGAGAUGCGGCUCGGAUUUUUGGGCAAGUCGGAUCUCAACAUCAAUGGACACAAUCUGCAGCAUCCAAACAGUUUGAACGAAAUGCACCGAAAUACCGCUGUUUCGGGUGCGACCGGUGGUGGAGCUGGUGCUGGAGCCGGCGGUGAGAUUCCGGCCUCCGCACAGAAUCAAUUUGCCUGGCAUCCGUCCGGAGAAUUGCACAUGUCGAUGGGCGCUGGUGGAGGAUCAGUUUCGUUGGACACCCGAGCGCACAAGGAUGCUUCCCAAGAUGAUGUGGAAGUCAUGUCCACGGAAAGUUCCAGCUCUAGCUCUAGCGAUUCACAGUGAUCGCUGAUGUUGUGGUGAUUGUAUAGGAUUAAU
Anopheles maculipalpis is the source of this 910-nucleotide messenger RNA. RefSeq names its product mediator of RNA polymerase II transcription subunit 4 (gene MED4). Bases 68 to 877 code for a protein of 269 amino acids. Gene Ontology annotation, molecular function: transcription coregulator activity. The record is from RefSeq and is a predicted model, not a curated record. NCBI's taxonomy places the organism in Eukaryota, Metazoa, Arthropoda, Insecta, Diptera, Culicidae. The transcript has 2 exons. Gene Ontology annotation, cellular component: core mediator complex; mediator complex. Gene Ontology annotation, biological process: regulation of transcription by RNA polymerase II.